AUGUCUAAUAUUAAGGAAGAAGAAUCUAACAACAAUAAAGAUAAAAUUAUUAAUAGUCAACGUCUUCCUAUUUUUGGACGUUAUCAUACACCAUAUAAUUUAGAAAGUUAUAGAGCUGAUAAAAAAAAUAUUAAGAAUAUUUCAAUUAAAACCAGAAAUUCUGAGUAUGGUUUUACAGAUUGGAAAUUACAAAAAAGUAAAUCAGAAGGAAUAAAAAAAAAAUAUUCACAACAAAUUGAAGAUAAUGGCAAUAAUUUAGAAAAAAAAAUAAAUGAAAAUACAAAUAUUACAGAUAAAGAAUUUUCAAAUAAAGAAAGUAUAAUAAAAAAAGUUGUUAAUUUUUUUAAAAUUAAAAAAAAAAAAUCAUCACAAGAUUUGUGUAAAAUGCAAACAUAUACAGAACUUGAACCAACUGAAAUGUUAGAAAGAAGUAACAGAAAAAUAAUUAAUAAAAAAAAAAAAAGAAAUAAAAUUUAUAAAAAAAUAACAAAAAAAGCUAGUAGUGUUACAUCAAUUAAUGUUAUUAAUGAGCCAGGUAUUGUUAAAGAAAUUUGUCCUCUUGAAGAAUAUAAUACAACUAAAGAAUAUAGUGAUUUAAUAGAACAAGUAAAAAAAGAAAAUGAAAAAAUUAAUUUUUUUGAUAUUAAAUGUAAUAUUCCAUGUAAUCCAGGUGAUUUAAUUAUAGAUAAAAGAAAAUUUGUAACAUUUAUUUUUAAAAGAAGCCCUUUAAUGAAUUUAUUAUUAUAUCAAGAUGAAAUUGUUCGUAUAAAUGGUGAAAAUUUUGAAGUAGAUGAAGAAGAAUGUAUUUUACCUGUAGAACCAUGUCAACGACUUGAUUUAGUAAUAAGAAGAAGAGGACGUUCAUUAGCUGUACCAUUUAAAAGACAACUUAAUACUAAUUUAGAUAUGGAAUAUGGAUAUUAUUAUUUUGUUGUUACUGUACCAAGAAUAAAAAAUCAAUUGAUUGGAAUAGAAUUUUAUAAUACACCUGAAGAUGGAAUCAUUGUACAAAAUGUUAUUAAAAAUACAGUUGGAUAUCAUUUAUUUUCACAGGGAGAUUAUAUUUGUGAUAUAAAUAAUAUUUCUAUUAAAACAUCGGAAGAAUUUUUUAAAAUAUUAACUGAUGAUAUUUAUACAUUUCCAACAUUUUCUUGUAUUGUAAAAAGAUCAUGUGCCAAACCAACACAAUUAAAAGUUGUUAAAACACUAUUUGAAUGUCCUGAUAUAAAAAUAAAAAGUGACGUAAUGAAGAUUGUAAAAAAUGAAGAACAAAAAUUAAUGAUAAAUGAUAAUAAAAAAAAAAAACCAUGUACCAUUUUAAAAGAUACAUCCUAUAUACAAAAUUUUAUAUCAUCAACAAAAAUGAAAGGAAGUAUUAUACCUACUAGUAAUAGAAAAAAAAUUGAAAAAUAUUCUGUAAUUUCAACACGUUCAUCUAAAAAAAAUAGAAGAAAAAAAAAUGUUAAAAUUAUUGAUGCUCCAAAAACAAAAGAAAUUGAGAGUGAUAUAGAAAAUGUUGUUUUUAUUAAUCCAGUACCAAAUAAAUUUACUUCAUUUUAA
This is a messenger RNA of Strongyloides ratti, 1560 nucleotides long. RefSeq lists its product as hypothetical. The transcript has a single exon. The record is from RefSeq and is a predicted model, not a curated record. NCBI's taxonomy places the organism in Eukaryota, Metazoa, Nematoda, Chromadorea, Rhabditida, Strongyloididae. The coding region runs from base 1 to 1560 and encodes 519 amino acids.